AUGACAAACAAGAGUUAUUUACCAGAAACAGGUUCUCCUACAAUUUCAGAAUCAAAAUCUGAGGCUGCCAAUGCUCCUAUUGUUCGCCGAGGCGGAACAUCUGAGAACAUCCAAGUCUUUGUACGCAUUCGUCCUUUAAUUGAGCGCGAGACUUCUCAAGAGCGAUGUGCUGGAUCUCACUCCAUCCGUGCGACCAAUCACCAGACCAUUGAAGUCCGCACGGCCGAAUCCACAAUUACGUGCGCGUACGAUGCCGUCUUCGACCACACAAUUUCACAAGAGCAAGUAUAUGAGCGGGUGCAUGAGUGCACUCAAUCGUUUCUCGAGGGUUUUAACUCGACACUUUUCGCUUACGGGCAAACUGGCAGUGGUAAAUCUUUCACGAUGUUUGGUGCUGAGACGGACCUAUCGCGGUACAGACCAGGGCUUCAGAACAGCCAGGCAGGUAUAAUCCCGCGUGCUAUCAAGGAUAUUUUUGCAGCUACUGUGCAAAUGGAGGCGGACGCUCAAGCAACAGUGUACUGCUCGUUCGUACAAGUUUAUAAUGAACACAUCUUCGAUCUAUUGCGCGAUACUCAAAUGAACACACCUCUGGAGAUUCAUGAAGACCGUAAGAACGGAAUAUUUGUCGAAGGACUGUCCGAAUACGCAGUACGAAGCGUCAGUGACUGUCUGCAGCUGCUGCAAUGUGGUGAACAGAACCGAGCUGUGCGUUCUACUCACAUGAACCAAGUAAGUAGUCGAAGUCACAGUGUUUUCCAGCUGCUCCUCGAGCAGAGACGAAAGGAUGGUACCUUUCUGAAGUCCAAGUUCAAUCUCGUUGAUCUUGCUGGCUCUGAGAAAUGGAAUACGGGCGCCGAAAUGCGAGAACACCACAUCUCGGAGAUGACGAACAUUAACCUAAGCUUACACACUCUUGGACGAUGUAUCGCCUCGUUGUCCAGCAAGUCAACAGGCGGGUCUGCUCACGUACCCUAUCGUGACUCAAAGCUAACUAGACUGCUUCAAGAUAGUCUGGGAGGCAAUACCAAAACCAAGAUAAUUGCGACGUUGUCACCAUCUCUAGACUGUGUGGAAGAAUCCAUCUCCACUCUGAAAUUUGCCGAUCGAGCAAAGAAGGUUAUGGUUAUGGUGCGUGUCAAUGAGCAGCGAGAGAUCGAUCCAGCGUACGUGGAAAAACUGCAAGAAGAACUUGAGCAGUUGCGUGAAGUUGUCAGGCUACUCCGACUCCCCAAUACUUCAAACGAAGAUGAUGGCGAAGACGAAGGCGAUACUGGUAACAAUAAUGAUGAUCACGUCAUGAAUGAUGAUGCAUCCUCUACAGGGUUGAAAAGUCGAGUCGUUCGCUUAGUUCACGAAAACACUGAGCUUAGGCACCAGAACGACAAACUGCAAAAAGAACUCGACAAGCUUCGAAUGCAGCAGUCGUCACAAGAUAACACUAUGGCACUGAAAGCCACUGUCGACCCACAAAUUCUACAGGCAAAGCAGCACUUCGAGACUACCGUACAUCAGCUGAAAGAUGCCUCAGACCGUUUUUUUCGGUUCGAAAUCGAGGAAGAGGAGCUCAAAGCGAUCCAUACGAGACUCUUCCAGGGGGUUCAUGCCAGUCCUAGCCUUCCGCCAUUGUGUGCAUCUCUUUCCCCACUAUCAACAAGUAACAGGGCAUCUAGUGGAGGCACUAUUGUAAGACCUCGCCCGCCGGUGAAGCUUCGGUCAUUCGGGUCGUUCACACCUUCUGGACUGGUAGCUAAGCAGCCAGGCCCCAUGGACAUUGCUUAUCGAGUACGAGGUCGUUCAUCCAGCAUCGAUACGAGCAACAAUGGAGAGUGCUGGAAAAACGACAUGCAAGCCACACCUGCUAUAACUGUCGAAAAGGAACUUGAAUUAUCGCGAAAAGCUAUCGAGAAGCAAACAAAACUACAGAAUUGGCUGAUCGAAAAGGAAAGGAGGGAGAUUUUCAAGCUUCAGCAAGAGCAGCAGUUCAUCGACGACCAACGCCGAUACACUGCUGAAAAGGACGCUAAAUUCUUCAAACGAGCAGCCGCAACGAAAAAGAAGCUGCUUCUAGCUUCAACUGCAUCAUAUUCAGGUGCUUUCGAUUCUCCAAGUAACAAGCCGGCCACAGCUGAAACGUGA
This is a messenger RNA of Phytophthora infestans T30-4, 2139 nucleotides long. Its product is annotated as kinesin-like protein. Bases 1 to 2139 code for a protein of 712 amino acids. Gene Ontology annotation, biological process: microtubule-based movement; mitotic spindle organization. Gene Ontology annotation, molecular function: ATP binding; microtubule motor activity; microtubule binding. The transcript has 4 exons. The record is from RefSeq and is a predicted model, not a curated record. NCBI's taxonomy places the organism in Eukaryota, Oomycota, Peronosporomycetes, Peronosporales, Peronosporaceae.